This is a messenger RNA of Xenopus tropicalis (tropical clawed frog), 1645 nucleotides long. Its product is annotated as mixed lineage kinase domain-like protein. The transcript is spliced from 11 exons. Gene Ontology annotation, biological process: cell surface receptor signaling pathway. Gene Ontology annotation, molecular function: ATP binding; protein kinase activity. The record is from RefSeq and is a predicted model, not a curated record. The coding region runs from base 88 to 1560 and encodes 490 amino acids. Lineage: Eukaryota; Metazoa; Chordata; Amphibia; Anura; Pipidae.
AUAGGAUACAGGAAAGAAUACAGAUGUUAGAAAAAAAUAUUCCCUUCUCUGCUUCGACACGCUGGCAAUACACUGAAGAUUUUAAGUAUGGAAUUGCUGAAAGGUAUCCUUAAAAUUGCAUACAAUAUAUACAGUCUGCAUGAAAAAGCCAGCUGCAACAAGAAGCAAUGCUACCGCUUGAAAAAAAGGAUCGAGCUCCUUAUGGUGCCUGUGGAAAAGCUGACUAAUCAGGCAAAAGUGCACAAGGACCACAAUGACAUUUUGCAACAACUACUGUGUACCAUGAACAAUGCAGAAUCAUGGAUACAAAAAUACUCCAAUCGAGUGUGGUUUCUAAAGUUUAUCAAAGCCAACAAGAUUAAAGAAGAGUUUGCGCUUAUCAAUGAUAGGCUGAGGGAUGCUGCUGAAGCCUUGAUUAUGCUAACAUCAGUGGAACACUCUCAAAAUUUUCUAAAAUAUUUUAAUGAAAAAGAGUGGAAAAAACAGAAUUUUAAAGCUAUUGAAGAAGAUAUAAAUGAUAUAAAAGAAUACUUAAAAAAUGAGCUGGACUCAGUAGCAAAAAAGGUUGUCGAUGUGGCUGACAAAAUGGACUCCGUGGACAAUAAAGUUGAUGAUAUGGCUACUAAAAUGGACAGACUUGAAGAACUAUACAAAAAAGUUGAAGCACAAUUGUUGUCAGGAAUCCGCAUGCCAUGGAAUCCUAAAAUAAUUCAAGCUACAGAUCUGGUUCAAGGAGAGUUGUUGAUGGAGACUCGCAGCUAUUUCCUUUAUAGAGGAGAUUACCAUAAGAGUCCAGUUACUAUAAAAGUGUUAAAAGGAGAGCUGAGCGAAGACAAUGUACCAAUAAGAAGAUCAUUUGAAAGUGACUGUAAUACUAUGGAGAAAUUUGAAUGCCUGAAUAUCGUGCGUCUGUAUGGCAUCUGUAUCGAUAAUUCACAGAGUGAGCCGUGCUACUCGCUGGUGGCUGAGUUCUGUGAAAAGGGGACUCUCAGAGAGCUACUGAGCAAAGAGAAGGACCUCUCUUGGAAUCAGCGUAUUCUUAUGGCACUGGAUGCUGCAAGGGCAUUGUAUAGGUUGCAUCAGUCUGAGCUUAAAACUGUUCUUUAUGGAAAUCUAAGCAGCUCCAAAUUCCUAGUGGAUGGAAAAUACUGUUUAAAGCUUUAUGGGUUUGGGCUUUCAAAGACUGAAUCUUCCAUGAGGCGCAGUUAUAAUGUGAAGAAGCGGGAGAAGAACACAGAAUGGAUGUACACUGCUCCUGAAACCUUAAAGGACAUCAAUGCAUAUGAUAAGCAUAGUGAGAUUUACAGUUUAGGAGUUGUGUUUUAUGAGAUUGCAUCUGGCAAAUUCCCAUUACAGGGGCUGCCUGUCUCAGAAAAGGUGGAUAAACUAUACGACCUGCUGUCUGCAGAGGUGGAAAUGGAACUUGCUCUUGAUUGCCCAACAAUCUUAAAAGAUCUUAUCAAGAAGACAAGGGAUAUCAAUCCAAAGAAUCGCCCGUCUGCUGGAGCUGUUGUGGAUCUGCUGCUAAAUCACUUAAACAAGGAAGCAAACCAUGAAUGAAAACUAACAUCUAAUGCAACGACAAAGGCUCUGCAAAGAGAUAUAUGCAUUCUUUUUUAAGUAAAGAAAGAAUUUCAAUUACAAA